AUGGGGCACCUUGGCUCAGACGAACUUAACCGAAAGGUACCCUGUUUUGUCAUGACGCUGCCCAAAGAAGACUUCGGGCAGGCAGCUCGGACAGGCAGCUCGGGCAGGCAGUUCCCAUUUCAGCGGCUGCAGCGACCCAUGGACCAGCCGAUGCAGUGCGGGUGCCACGCCACCGCCACGUGCGUCUUGCACAUGCCCUCGGCCGUCCCGAUGGCCGCGGAUGACCACCUCGAGGCUGCGUGGAACAGCGACGAUAUUCCGGCGCCACAGGUCGAGCUGCACGACGACGCUUGGCAGCACGGCGCGUAA
Messenger RNA from Saprolegnia parasitica CBS 223.65, 309 nucleotides. RefSeq lists its product as hypothetical. The record is from RefSeq and is a predicted model, not a curated record. The transcript has a single exon. NCBI's taxonomy places the organism in Eukaryota, Oomycota, Saprolegniomycetes, Saprolegniales, Saprolegniaceae. Bases 1 to 309 code for a protein of 102 amino acids.